GUGUUUAUUACAUAAGCCAACAACGCCACUGCAGCCGGGGUCACAUAAAGAUUAACAUUAACGAUAGGACUUAGUGGCAAUAAACAAACCUUUAGUUUCUAUAGACCUAAUGGACCAAUGAUCCAUCAGAUUUAAUAACAAGGCUUUAGUGUGGUAUAGUGAAUGCGGUAAAGUACAUUAAAUCAUUUAAAAUGUUAAGGGUAGGAAGUAAGUGUAUUGCGAACCCACCAGAAAAAGUAUUAAGUCUGCUUAGUAGCUGUAAUUGCAAGAGACUAUAUAGUAAUGAGAGUAGUUUACCGAGGCAAGCGGAAGUAGUUGUUAUAGGUGGUGGAGUAACGGGAUGUAGUACUUUUUACCACUUGACAAAGAGAGGCAUCAAGCCAAUUUUGUUGGAAAGCAAUAAAAUAACCAGUGGAACUACGUGGCAUACUGGUGGUUUAGUAUGGAGUUUAAGACCCAGCGAUACAGAUAUACAAGUUUUGCGACGAACAAAAGAAAUCUUAACGGAACUUGAAAAAGAAACAGAAGUUGACCCUGGAUUCAUUAACAACGGUGGCAUAUUUAUUGCUAGAAAUACCGAGCGACUAGAAGAAUAUAAACGUCUACAUACGUUAGGUCAUUAUUUCAAUAUAGAAAGUCAACUGAUAUCUCCAAAAGAAGCUCAGAAACUGUGCCCUAUUCUUGAACCAACUUCAUUUUAUGGAGCUUUGUAUUCACCUACAGAUGGUUAUAUUGAUCCGACUCUGUAUACUAAUGCACUUCUCAAAGCAGCCACAACUAAUGGAGGCAAGGUUUUCGAAAACACCAUCGUCACGAAAUUACUCACCGAAGAAACAAGUCAAGGAUUAAAAAAAAUUGUCGGAGUUGAAACAAAUAAAGGAACAAUCAAAACAAAUACCAUCGUUAAUUCAGCUGGGGCAUGGGGUAGAAAAAUUUCAAACAUGGUCGGUAUAGAAAUACCAAUUCAGCCAAUGAAGCACUCUUAUGUUAUCACACAUACAAUAGAGGGUGCCAGAAAUUGCGCCUCUAUAAGAUGUCAUGACAGUUCACUAUAUUUCAGACCCCAAGGCGACUCAAUUCUGUUUGGAGGAUACGAAGUUAACCCAGUAAUUCUCAAGGAGGUGCCAGAUGAUUUUGAUUUCAAACUUUUCGAACUUGAUAAGAGCAUUUUCGAAUCGCACUGGAAGAAAGCAACGGAAUUAUGUCCCAUUUUCACAAAAGUCGGUAUCAAAUCAGACGUAUGUGGCCCAGAAUCGUUUACACCAGACCACAAACCAUUAGUUGGCGAAGAUCCUAUAGUUGUAGGAAUGUAUCACAACGUUGGAUAUAACUCAUUAGGCAUUAUGUUAAGUGGUGGAGUAGGAGAACAGCUUUCUUACUGGAUAGCAAAUGGAAGACCAGAUUGGGACAUGCACUCUUUCGAUAUUAGAAGAUUCUCACAAAAGCAGAAACCUGAUAUAGCUUGGGUGAAAGAAACCAGUCACGAAGCUUAUGCAAAAACAUACAACAUUGUUUACCCGUAUGAUCAGAAAUUAUCUGGAAGAAAUUUACGUAUCGAUCCAUUCCAUGAGCACCUGGUAGCAAGUGGUGCCGUAAUGGAAGAAGCUUUAGGUUGGGAGAGACCGGCUUACUUCAUCAAAGAAGAUCGGACGGCACCUGUGAGGGGCUACGACUGGUACGGAAAUUAUGAUCAUGUUGUAAACACUGAUCAACGAUACGUGAAAGAAUUGGAAAAAGAUCUUACGUUUGAUUUUUCGAGAAAUCACGAUAUUAUAAAAGAGGAAGCUCUUGCUGCCAGGACUAACGUGGCACUGUUCAAUUUGUCAUGUUAUACUAAGAUGUACUUAGCAGGACCAGAUGCUGAAGAAGCCGCGGACUGGCUAUUCACGACACAUUUGAGUGAUAAAGCAGGAAAAGUACAUUAUACAUUAUCUUUAAAUUCCAGAGGAGGGAUUGAAUCUGACGUUACAAUCACUACAUUGGAAGAAGGGGGUGGAACUCUCGUAGGGCCUAUUUUAAAAGGUAAAGGAUACUAUAUUGUUGCUGGAGGUCAAUCAGGCUAUCACACAAAAUGUCACUUAAGGAAACAGUUAUAUAAGAAGAACUUUAAAUCUCGAUUGUCGGAAAUUACGGAUAGAUUAGGCAUAUUAUCUAUACAAGGUCCGCAAAGCCUUGAAUUGUUGCAAUCUAUUACGGAAUCGCCUAUCACACAUGACCGGUUUCCACCAGGGAUGUCACACAUCAUAAAAAUCAAUAAACACAAUUGUCGUGCAAUGAGAAUAAGCUACAUAGGAGAAAUGGGAUUCGAGCUUCAUAUUCCGUAUGCCAGCUGUGUCAACGUCUACAAUAAAAUCAUCGAGGCCGGCAAGGGAUUCGACUUGACUCUUGCAGGAUUCAGGGCUUUGGAUGCCCUAAGCUUAGAAAAAGGAUAUCAUUUAUUGCAUCAAGAUAUCCGAAUAGACGAUAAUCCAGUCGAGUCUGGAUUACUACAGUUUUGCAGGAGAGAUGGACAGUAUCAAGGAAAAUCUAUUGUAGAAAAGAUCAAACAAGAGGGUGUAACAAAAAGAAGAUGUUUUUUCACCCUUGAAGAUAACGUUGCACUUUAUGGACUAGAAACCAUUUGGCGAGAUGAUAAAGUGGUUGGGUUCUUAAGAAGGGGUAAUUAUGGAUUUUCUUUGGAUUGUCCUAUUGGAGUUGGCUAUGUAAAACAUCCUAAAGGGAAACCUGUUGAAAAUGAAUUCUUGCUUACAGGCGAUUAUCAAAUUGAAGUUAGAGACAAAAAGUAUCCAGCCACUCUAUAUCUAAGUAGUCCAUUUGAUCCAACCAAUCAGAGACUCUACGGAAAAUACGAAAAUCAGUUUGAAGAGCAAUCUCAUUUUGAAGACUGAAAUGUGUUUUAUUUUUUUAUAUGUUAAAUUUUACUUGCAGUUUCAAGUAUGGUACUUGGAAUGCUAGGCCUGAAAAUGUAAUAUUUUUGUUAAUAACGUAUUUUUUAAUUAUAAUGCUAUAAUUUAGUAUAGUUAGAAGAAUUUAUUAUUCACUUUACAUAAUUGUACAAAUAAAAUAACCACAGAUAUUA
Molecule: messenger RNA, 3079 nt
Organism: Sitophilus oryzae (rice weevil)
Lineage: Eukaryota; Metazoa; Arthropoda; Insecta; Coleoptera; Curculionidae
Product: sarcosine dehydrogenase, mitochondrial
Exons: 16
Coding region: 192-2888 (898 amino acids)
Cellular component (GO): mitochondrion; cytoplasm; mitochondrial matrix
Molecular function (GO): protein binding; sarcosine dehydrogenase activity
Source: RefSeq, a predicted model, not a curated record